Messenger RNA from Vicia villosa (hairy vetch), 498 nucleotides. Its product is annotated as ATP-dependent RNA helicase DBP2-like. Bases 1 to 498 code for a protein of 165 amino acids. The transcript has 3 exons. The record is from RefSeq and is a predicted model, not a curated record. NCBI's taxonomy places the organism in Eukaryota, Viridiplantae, Streptophyta, Magnoliopsida, Fabales, Fabaceae.
AUGGCGAAUCACAACACGAGUUGGCCCGCUCUAGGUUUCGCCUUCACCAGAUCCAAUGAUGGUCGCGGUGAUGGUGGUGCCGGCGGUGACGGCGGUGGCCACAGUGACGGCGGUGGCCGCGGUGACGGCGGUGGCCGCGAAAAUGGCAGCAGUAGAGGAAAUGGCAAAGGUGGUCGUGCAUUUCAGGCUAGUAAUUUUGAUCAAGGGCAGCAAAUCUCUUCACCUCAGCUUCCACUCACUACAGAACAACUAGACAGACUGUACAAACUCCUCGGGUCUCCAACUCCUUCUUGCUCUAUAGCAACAAAAGGUAACCAAAAAAUAAAAAUUGCAGAUGGCUCUUUUUCAGCCAUUGCUGGUAAAGGGUCAGUUGUCUUGUCUCCAAUGUUAACUCUGAAAAAUGAUUUGAACUCGGGGAAGAUGAUUGGCAGUGCUAAGGAGAGUGGAGGACUCUACUACCUUGACAUAGGAUCUGCAUCACAACUACCUUCAAAAUAA